Messenger RNA from Fonsecaea erecta, 1647 nucleotides. RefSeq lists its product as hypothetical. The transcript is spliced from 6 exons. The record is from RefSeq and is a predicted model, not a curated record. NCBI's taxonomy places the organism in Eukaryota, Fungi, Ascomycota, Eurotiomycetes, Chaetothyriales, Herpotrichiellaceae. Gene Ontology annotation, molecular function: monooxygenase activity; iron ion binding; oxidoreductase activity, acting on paired donors, with incorporation or reduction of molecular oxygen. Bases 1 to 1647 code for a protein of 548 amino acids.
AUGAUCCUCCUCGCCUCACCCCAGAUCAUCGCCGGCGCCGGCGCCGUGCUGGGCGUGGUCUCGCACCUGGCGUACUUCAUCCACGGCGAACACCACCACCAGGCGUUCCGGUAUUUUGUGGCCUUUCUGACCUUCCCCGUCGCCGCGACCGCCGCCCAGCUCCUCGUUCUGGGAGUCCCUACCGUGGUGGGGGCAGUCCGACAGACGGCCCUGUUUUACACCGCCUACCUGACAGGCCUGUACGCGAGCGUCUUCCUCUACCGCGCCUUUUUCCACCGCCUCCACGCGUUCCCCGGCCCGUUCGGCGCGAAGAUCUCGAAACUCUGGCACGUCUGGAAGGUGGCGCCCACCAUCGACAAUUACAAGCACCUCACCCGCAUGCACGCGCAAUACGGGACCUUUGUGCGCACCGGACCGAACGAAGUCUCCACGAUCCAUCCCGACGCCAUCGAAGUGCUCUAUGGCGCGUCCUCCAAAUGUACCAAGGGCGCCGGCUACGAAGGCAACUCGGAUUUGACCUCGAUGCAUUCGACCCGGUCCAGACGACAUCAUGACCUCCGACGCAAAGCCUGGGCGAGAGGAUUCACCCAAAACUCAUUGCGAGAAUAUGAACCUCGCGUCGAACGGUACACACAGAGCUUGAUCGAACAGAUCCGGGCCUUCUCGGGCCAGCCGAUCAACGCCGCACAGUGGUUCAACUACUACAGCUUCGACGUCAUGGGCGACCUGGCCUUUGCCAAGGACUUCGACAUGCUCAAGAACGGCCAGAAGCACUGGGCCAUCGAGAUCCUGAACGCCGGACAGCGCGGCAUCGGCGUCUUUGGCCCCGUGCCGUGGCUGUUCAUCAUCAUCAGCAGCAUCCCCCAGAUCACCAAGGAGUUCCGCAAGUUCAUCCAGUUCUGCGAGGACAUGAUGGAGGAGAGGAUGAAGAUGAAGGUCGACCGGCCGGACAUAUCGUCCUGGAUCUUGCAGUCCCCACCCAUGACGGGCACCCGGUACAGCGAACGGGCUUGGCUUACCGGCGACUCGCGGCUCAUCAUCGUGGCGGGAAGUGACACGACCGCGGCGACAUUGACCCAUCUGUUCUAUCACCUGGCCAAGGAUCAAUCCCAGCUCGAACUGCUGCGGGAAGAGGUCCAAUCUCUGGAGGGCGACCUGCAAGCCUCGAAGUUGCUCACUCUCAAGCACUUGAACGGCGCCAUCAAUGAGGCACUCCGACUUCAUCCACCUGUCCCGAGUGGAGUUGGCCGGCUCACACCGCCAGAGGGCAUCACCAUCGGAGGCACGUAUAUCCCUGGCAAUGUCAAUGUGCUGGCGCCGUCGUAUCCAUUGUUCCGAUCUCCCGAGUGUUAUGAAUAUCCGGACGAAUUCAUUCCCGAGCGAUGGUAUAGCAAGCCAGAAUUGCUGAAGCGUAGCGACGCGUUCGCCCCUUUUCUUAUCGGACCGUAUUCCUGCAUCGGCAAACAGCUGGCGUUGAUGGAGAUCCGGUCCGUGACGGCGCAGAUCCUCUUGAAUUUCGACGUCACGUUCGGACCGGGUGAGGACGGGACCACUCUGUUGGAGAAGACGCUGGACACGUUCACCAUGGAGCUGGCGCCGUUGAACUUGUGCUUCGUUCCGCGAAAGCAGGAGGUGGUGGAGGCUUGA